AUGUCCCAGAUGAGAGAAAUGCUACAAGCUUUGACUUUCAGAUUUGAAGCUCCACAAGCGACCGUGAUUUCGGAGAUCACAGGCCCAGCAGUCAAAGUCCAACUUCAGAGGUCUUUACCUUCAACCCUACCUCCAUAUGGGUUACCUUACGACUUCAUCCCUCGAGCAGAGGUAGUGCAUGACAUGGGGCAAUCUGUCCAACAAGUUGUGCCAUUGCCGGGUUACACCGAUGCACGCCCAGUCAUCCACAUUGUUGCUUCACCAGCUGCCAAUACUAGGCAUAUUCCUCAUUUUGAAGAUCAACAUCACCUAUAUCAGACUACUGAAUCAACCGUUAGUGGUGAUGAAGUGAGACUUGAAGAUUUCAGAGAAGUGAAGGAGAAUAUGCAACUCCUUGAGAAGAAGUUCCGAGCGUUGGAAGGAGACCAUGUCUUUGGUUCUGCCGCCAAAGAAAUAUGCCUUGUAUUUGGGUUGGUGAUUUCGACUAAGUUUAAAACUCCGGAUUUUGACAAAUACAAGGGGCAUACUUUCCCAAAGAUCCAUCUCAUCUUGUAUUACCGUAAAAUGGCUGCUCACGUGGAAGAUGACAAGCUGAUGAUCCACUGUUUCUAA
Molecule: messenger RNA, 612 nt
Organism: Lathyrus oleraceus (garden pea)
Lineage: Eukaryota; Viridiplantae; Streptophyta; Magnoliopsida; Fabales; Fabaceae
Exons: 1
Coding region: 1-612 (203 amino acids)
Source: RefSeq, a predicted model, not a curated record